Messenger RNA from Closterium sp. Yama58-4, 468 nucleotides. The record is from the annotation of a GenBank genome assembly. NCBI's taxonomy places the organism in Eukaryota, Viridiplantae, Streptophyta, Zygnematophyceae, Desmidiales, Closteriaceae.
AUGACAGCAACAAGAGCUUCAGGCACCAAUGCUGUUCGGUACGGCACGAUGCGAGAGGCAGUGCUGGGGGUCACUGCAGUGCUGCCCAACGGGCAGAUCAUAAAGACGGGCAGCCGGGCACGAAAGUCUUCCUCAGGCUAUGACUUGACUCGCCUCAUAAUAGGCAGUGAGGGCACCUUGGCUGUUGUCACCGAGAUAGAAGCAGUGAAUCGCUACUCCAAGACGCACCUGCGACCAAGCCCCACGCUCUUCUUUGAGUUCCACGGCACUGCUGCUGCUGUUGAGGAGCAAGCUAAGCAGGUUUCGGAGAUUGCAUCUGGCAAUGGCGGCGGCUCGUUUGAGUGGUCGACGGCCCCUGAGGAGCGAUCCAAGCUGUGGGCUGCCCGCCACUCCGCCUACUACGCUGCCUUGGCCCUCAGACCCAACAGCAAAGGAAUUGCUGCGGUGGACAAUGAAGGCCUCUCCUAA